GUCAAGUGCGAGCGUCGAAGUCAUUGCUCUGCGCGCGCACCGCAUAGUUGCGCCGGCGCCGCGUCGCUAUUAGUGCACGGAGUACCACGGAGAACGGUACAAGAUGCGGGCUCAAAUAUUUUUCUGUUUCUUAUUCUGGGCGUCCGCCCAAGCCUUAGAUAGUGCAGAUAACAAAUUCAUGAAGGAUUAUGCUAUGCUAAAGAUCUAUGAAAGCUGCUUCGGCACUCAGCUUUUAAAACAAAUAACCAAAGAACUAAAAGACGCAUACGCAAAAUGUUCAACAGCGCCACCUAUGAAGGAGCCUCUGAACUCACACAUACCACCGUUGUUCUUAAGUAAGCUGCCGCCUGGGUUCUCUAUGGACCCGAACUCGCAAACCAUUACAAAACCGCUAGAUGGCGCUAUACACAAUAAAGAUGACGAAGGAAAUAUUCAAGAUCAAGGACCUACACCACAAAAACAAACAAUGGGCGGUGUAUUGACUUUCCGACCACAUGGGGGUCCAUUCCCGCAACCUCAGUCAGCGAUUCCACCCUACGUUGUACCAACACAGUUCCGUCCAUAUAGCGCCAACCCUUACUAUCAGAUGCCGUACAAUGCGCCUGUGUUCUACCCUCCGAACUUGCCCUACAACCCUUAUUUUGCACAACAACAGUACCAGCAACCCUUCUUUCAACAACAACAACCCUUCUUUGGGAAUAGUCGGAUGUCGCGCCACCUCGGUCUCCGCGCCCGCCUCGGUAUGAGCGCCCGUGCACAAGCCAGCCAAAACGUAACCUGUGUGAUGCAAGAACUGGGCUACAUCGACAGCAAUAUGGAGCCCAACUACGAACAGAUCACACAGAGGAUCAGCAACCUGCCCGUCUCCGGUGAGCUGAAGAACGACAUACAAGAGGGACUGCAGUUCUGUCAGAAGUUUUCGCAAUGUGUGCCAGAAGACAAGCGUGACAUAGUCCCACGUCCCCAGGAGCAAAUCAGAGCCAUCUUCUUCUUCCGUUGCUACAAGCACAAGAAGCUGGAGGCGUGCAUCAUGAAGGACAUCAAUGAGCAUUUCAACAAGGAGUACAUGUUCGACUCUGACACUGAUUUUGCCCUCUCCCGAUCAGCUCGCUCAAUCCGCGACGUUCCUCUUCGUGACCCAAGCAUCGAAGCUUUAGAGGAAAUGGAGGUAUACCUGUACGACUACCUCAGUGGAGGUGGCGGGUUCGAUUUCGACCUGUACAUUUAAACUGAGCCUUUAGUACGUAGAUCUAGUUCAGUCAUUCUUUAGUUCUUAUGUGACGUCAUAACUGUGUAAGGUUUAAUGAUAAGUAAUUUUUAAAGUUUAACUUUUAAGUUUCUUUUUAAAAUUUUAGUUUUGUAGCUGUUUUUUUUUAUCUGUGGAGAUAGUGGCUCAACAUGUUUGUUACAAAUAUGCAAGGCCUAUAGGCAUAGGUGACAUAUUCUAUGUAAUAAAAAUCGAAAAAUAAUACUCUUUAUAAUAGUAGAUAAUAAUUAUGAUAUGCUACUAAUCUAUUCUACGAAUACUCAAUACCUCUCUACGAAUUUUGAAUUUUAAUUUCAAGUUUUUUGAACUCUAAAAUAAAUUAAUUGAGGUAUACGAAUACUUAUAAAUUAGAAUUAAUUUGAAAAUAAUUCAGCUAAAGGUACUAAUAAGAAUGAAGAAUUUUGGUGCUCAAUAAUACUCAUAAAUUAA
This is a messenger RNA of Spodoptera litura, 1696 nucleotides long. RefSeq lists its product as uncharacterized. Lineage: Eukaryota; Metazoa; Arthropoda; Insecta; Lepidoptera; Noctuidae. The record is from RefSeq and is a predicted model, not a curated record. Gene Ontology annotation, molecular function: odorant binding.